This is a messenger RNA of Rhodofomes roseus, 2196 nucleotides long. RefSeq lists its product as uncharacterized. Bases 1 to 2196 code for a protein of 731 amino acids. The record is from RefSeq and is a predicted model, not a curated record. The transcript has 3 exons. Lineage: Eukaryota; Fungi; Basidiomycota; Agaricomycetes; Polyporales; Fomitopsidaceae.
AUGACUUGGGGGUUCAGUUCUGUGGCUCGAGAGAAGGCGUACGUUCGUCGCCGGAAAGGAGACGCAGUAAACAAAUGUAGCACGGAGAUCAAGCGUGGCCUCCCGGUCCUUGACUUCAUUUCGACGGUCUGGAGCUUUACGCCACAGGCCAUUCCGGAGGGACCAUACGAGUUGUCCCACGAGCUGGUUAACCUUUAUCUCCAAGCGAGCGAACGGCAGUCUUACAUGCACAUUGCGGAAAUCCUGAAGGACCUGCUCGCCCAGCUACCAGCAUGUCCGGACGACGACAUGGAUGGUGGCGACUCCGAUUUGGGAUCUCCGCGCAGGCUGCCGACUUUCAUCGUCAAUACGCGGGUCAUACUCGACGGGAGCAUGGUCCGAGAGGGUGGAACGACCCCAGACCUCAUGUGGUCGCACAAUAGAGGAACGACACAAUGGAGGGACAAUUGGGAGUCGUGUCUGGCCUUUGUAGAGAUCAAGCAUUCCCCGACUGCGGACUUCUUUCUCAGCCAGGAUAUCAAAAUCGACCUAUCUGCCUUCUCCAAACGCCCCGCCGGCAAGCAGAGGCUGAGGUCUCACACUCCCUCCGAGUACACGGAGUGCGACUCCGACUCGGAGAUGGUCGACGGGGAAGCGUCCGAUGACGAAGAAGACAACGAGCUCAAGAGAUCGCCUUCCACGGCGUCGGAUUUCGACGAACCAGCCGCCAAGCGACCCUGUCGACGAUCCUCUAUCUCGUCUUUGACACUCGUGGACGUGCCAUCGGACCAGAAUAGGCCGUUGGACGAGUAUGAAUUCCACGCCGCGCUCUAUAUCGCGGAGAUGAUGGAGCGUAGCAUUCGUUCGUACGCCUCCGGCUUUUCUGUCGAGGACACGACCGUGACGCUCUGGUAUGGUGAUCGCAUGGGACUGGUGACUUCCGCGGAGUUCGACUUCCUGGAGGAGCCCCACUUGCUUCUGCUGACCGCCGCGGCGCUGGACGCUGCCAACAUCGAGCGCUUCGGUGUCUUGCCAUUCCUCAGGACUCCGGGACAUGGCAGCGACGACGCGACGCUCGUUUUCCCGAAGGGGAGGGCUUGCGACGCACUCGGCGAACCCAUCGGCGAAGAGUUCAGAUUCAGGCUGUGCGAUGACGAAGCACCGUCCUGCAAGACCUCUGACACGAUGGUGGGAGCAGGAACGAUGAUAUUCUAUCUGGAGACGAUCCCGGAGAGGCGAGACCUGGACGGCGAGGAGUUCGUCGCGAAGGUCUCUUGGCCACUCGAACGCUCUGUGACUGAGACAGCUUUCUUGCGGGCGGUCACCACCGGGCUGAGGAACAAGGCUCCCCGAUAUACACCUCGACGCUUCAUGCUCAUGGUCAUGAAGAGGUAUGAGCCUCUUUGGGACGUGGAGCAUGUGUCAGAGUUCAGGAGUGUCUUUGUAGACGUCGUACGAGCGCAUCAUUGGGUCGCAGAGACGUCUGACAUCCUGCACGGCGAUAUCAGCCUCGGCAACAUCAUGUUCUACCGGCAGUACAAUGGCAAGGUCAUCGGUGUACUCAUGGACUGGGAUCACUCGCUCCGGCGCAACCGCGAGGAAGAGGCCAUGUUCGACCUCGAGGUGCCGUCGAGCGACGACCCAUGUACGAUGUGGGUAUAUCAGUUUGGCACGACCCAGUGGUGGUACACCGUGCCCUACCUGGAUGUCGCUCGGUCAUGCGCGCAGUGUGACGGCUCCACGUGGAUCCCACCGCACCGCUACGAACACGACCUGGAGGCGUUCUUCUGGGUGCUCAUCCACUUCCUGCAGCAGUUCGAGCCCGGGGACCAUAAGGUAUAUCCGACCGACUUCUUCAACAUGCGCGACAGCCACGAUGUCCUGGAAUGGAAGCAGUCGUUUCUCGCCGCGGAGAAGUCGGAAGAGGUGUACCAGGAGGCAGAGGAGCGGGUGGAGUGGCAUUACAGUCCGUUGUGGAAGGAGUGGGUGCCUCGGCUCAGGGACCUCGUUGCGCACGCCCAUUCGUUGCGCACACCGUGUACUGUGUCUGAGAGAGACCUCCGGAAGUCUCUGCCGGAGGCGUCAAGGGUGGGAUACCAGGAGGAGAUCGACGAAAUCGUUGGGCAGCUGCGGGAGAAGAUUGAGCAAAGGAAGACGGCCUUUACUUACAAGAAAUUCAUGGCUGCACUGGGUGAACCUCUGGACAUCCCUGAAUAA